Gastrolobium bilobum is the source of this 947-nucleotide messenger RNA. RefSeq names its product rac-like GTP-binding protein RAC1. Gene Ontology annotation, molecular function: protein kinase binding; GTPase activity; GTP binding. Bases 1 to 594 code for a protein of 197 amino acids. Gene Ontology annotation, cellular component: cell cortex; cytoplasmic vesicle; cell projection. The transcript has 7 exons. NCBI's taxonomy places the organism in Eukaryota, Viridiplantae, Streptophyta, Magnoliopsida, Fabales, Fabaceae. Gene Ontology annotation, biological process: cortical cytoskeleton organization; actin filament organization; regulation of actin cytoskeleton organization. The record is from RefSeq and is a predicted model, not a curated record.
AUGAGCGCUUCAAGGUUCAUAAAGUGUGUUACAGUCGGUGACGGCGCUGUCGGAAAAACCUGCUUGUUGAUUUCCUACACCAGCAAUACAUUUCCCACGGACUACGUGCCCACCGUUUUUGACAAUUUCAGUGCUAAUGUUGUUGUGGAUGGAAGCACCGUAAACCUGGGAUUAUGGGAUACUGCUGGUCAGGAAGAUUAUAAUAGACUAAGACCCUUGAGCUACCGAGGAGCUGAUGUCUUUAUCCUUGCGUUUUCUCUCAUAAGCAAGGCUAGCUAUGAAAAUAUUGCAAAGAAGUGGAUCCCUGAACUAAGGCAUUAUGCCCCUGGUGUUCCAAUAAUUCUUGUUGGAACGAAGUUAGAUCUUCGAGAAGACAAGGAUUAUUUUAUGGACCACCCUGGUACAAUACCAAUUACUACAGCACAGGGAGAAGAAUUGAGAAAGCUGAUUGGUGCCCCUGCCUACAUCGAGUGUAGCUCAAAAACGCAGCAGAAUGUGAAAGCUGUCUUUGAUGCUGCCAUCAAAGUGGUUCUUCAACCACCAAAGCAAAAGAAAAAGAAGAGGAAGGCACAUAAGGCCUGCUCAAUAUUGUGAUUAAGAAUCAGAAAUUAGUAGGAGGUAGUGACUGUCCGGCCAACCUUUAUUGCUGCCUCCCUAUCAGUUUGCCUUGUUUUGUUUCCUAUUCUCUGUAGCGAGCAGGAAGCUGUGUACAGUUUGCACUGACAUCAUAGGGCCUUAAAAUCACAAGAUUUCACACUCUGUAACUACAAUUAGCUUAAUUAUAUAUUUCCUGUGCUUAAUUAUAUAUUCCCUGUGCCAACCUAUUUCCUUCCAUUAUUAUAUGUUAGCAGCCUGAGGGAAAUACUGCUUGCUUUGUGAAUGCGGUCAUAUUCAUGGCCUUCAUUUCUAUGAAUUUUAUUUAUGGUUUUGGACUUUUGGCCAAUUCA